ACGUGUCGAACUCCCAGUGGAUAGACAGCGGCUAAGGCGUCGGCGGCGGCUACCCUUUUUAUAAGGCUGGCCGGAGCUCGGCGACGAGAAGGGAGAACGGAAAGAGAAAUACUCCCGUCCCUCGAUUCGAACGCGAGAGCACGGGCUAGGGCCAAAGCGCAGGUGAUCGAUCGUUUGCGCGCAGGCAGCAGCAGCUGGUUCAGAUUCUAAUCAAGAAGCGAGGGCUCGAUUUCUCCGCAAUGAAGUGCCGUUCUGAUUCCUCGGGGGGUGAUGAUCCCUGGGCUCCUCGUCCUCCUGCUCCCCCCGCUGCUGGCGAUGGCAGCUCUAACGAGCCAACCAAGAAGCAGCGAACGGACCGGCCCUCAAGCUCAGCCCAGGCUGGUGCAUCGUCCUCUUCCCAGGCUGAACCACCACAGCAGCAGCAGCUGACGCCAGAUGCAAGAGAGGAUGGUGAGCCACCAAGGGUGCCGGAUCUUGGGGAUGACUUGAUGUUCGAGGUGCUGCGGCGGGCAGAGGCGCGGACACUGGCCGCUUCGGCGUGCGUGAGCCGGGGAUUACGGCAGCUGGCGCAAGACGAGCGGCUGUGGGAGGCAGCUUGUGUACGGGAGUGGGCGAACCUUGGCUUCUCUGAGCAGCAGCUCCGUCGAGUCGUGCUCUCUCUCGGUGGCUUCCGUCGUCUGCACGCAGUCCACAUUCGCCCCCUCCAGCGGCGUGGUGCUGGUGUACCCAGACAGGGAAGGCGGCAGUUGCCGGUGAGGUUGGGCCGGGACCAGGUUCAGCUCUCUCUGUCUCUGUUCUCGAUUGGGUUCUUUCAGAGCAUGCCUAAUGCUCCUCUUCCUAAGAAAGACAAGGGUAACGACAGUGAUAAGAGCGGAGGUGGGCAGUGCGGGUGAUCCAGUUUAUGUAAGAAGCUUUCAUCUCUCCAACAAAAUUGCUGUCAGUUGCUGUGUGGCCGAGAUCUAGAUACCUUUACUGCUAGGCUGACAGGAAAUGCUAGAGAGUGGAGGGGAGAGACUACAGAAAGAUGGUUCAGUUGAUAAGGAACAUGGCCGAGAUAGAGUGGAAGUGUAAGAUUUCAAGUUAUCAGAUAUGUUGUUCUAAUAAACUUGUAAGCGAUAGGAGGUAGUUUCACUUGGAUUAAUGGAAUGUGGAUAGGUGUAUGAAUA
Brachypodium distachyon (stiff brome) is the source of this 1166-nucleotide messenger RNA. Its product is annotated as F-box protein GID2. Gene Ontology annotation, molecular function: protein binding. Bases 240 to 893 code for a protein of 217 amino acids. Gene Ontology annotation, biological process: gibberellic acid mediated signaling pathway; regulation of gibberellic acid mediated signaling pathway. Gene Ontology annotation, cellular component: SCF ubiquitin ligase complex. The transcript is spliced from 2 exons. Lineage: Eukaryota; Viridiplantae; Streptophyta; Magnoliopsida; Poales; Poaceae. The record is from RefSeq and is a predicted model, not a curated record.